Molecule: messenger RNA, 1356 nt
Organism: Spodoptera littoralis (African cotton leafworm)
Lineage: Eukaryota; Metazoa; Arthropoda; Insecta; Lepidoptera; Noctuidae
Source: the annotation of a GenBank genome assembly
AUGCGUGAAAUUGUGCACUUGCAGGCGGGCCAGUGUGGCAACCAGAUCGGCUCAAAGUUUUGGGAGAUAAUAUCGGAUGAGCACGGCAUUGACCAGACCGGUUACUACAAGGGGGACAGCGACCUUCAACUCGAGAGGAUCCAAGUGUACUACAAUGAGGCGGCUGAUGGCAAGCGGUACGUGCCCCGUGCAGUCCUGGUGGACCUGGAGCCAGGGACCAUGGACGCCAUCAGGUCAUCCACCUACGGCCAGCUGUUCCGACCUGAUAACUACGUGUUUGGACAAAGCGGAGCCGGUAAUAACUGGGCGAAAGGACACUACACGGAAGGCGCUGAGCUGGUCGAGUCAGUUAUGGAUGUCGUGAGAAAAGAGGCAGAACCUUGUGACUGUCUUCAAGGUUUCCAGUUGACCCAUUCAUUGGGUGGUGGUACUGGCUCAGGUCUGGGUACGCUGCUCCUCAGCAAGCUGCGAGAGGAAUACCCUGACAGGAUUGUCAACACCUUCAGCGUGAUGCCGUCACCUAAAGUGUCAGACACAGUCGUGGAACCUUACAAUGCGACAUUAUCCGUCCACCAGUUGGUCGAGAACACAGAUGAGACAUUUUGCAUCGACAAUGAAGCUCUCUACGAUAUUUGCUUCCGAACUUUGAGGCUAGCAUCGCCUACUUAUGGAGAUUUGAAUCACCUUGUGUCGCUGACCAUGUCAGGAGUGACAACAUGUCUCCGGUUCCCUGGACAGCUGAACGCUGACCUAAGGAAGUUAGCAGUGAACAUGGUGCCUUUCCCGAGGUUACACUUCUUCAUGCCGGGAUUCGCCCCCCUGACAGCCCGCAACAGCCAAGGCUACCGAGCCUUAACAGUCCCGGAGCUGACACAACAGAUGUUCAGUCCUGUCAACAUGAUGGCGGCGUGUGACCCUCGCCACGGACGGUACCUGACCGUGGCCGCCAUCUUUAGAGGCAGAAUGUCCAUGAAGGAAGUCGACGAACAAAUGUUAACUGUGCAGGAUAAGAAUUCUAGUUACUUCGUAGAAUGGAUACCGAACAAUGUGAAGGUCGCAGUGUGCGACGUCCCGCCCCGUGGACUCAAAAUGGCGGCAACUUUCGUCGGCAAUACAACAGCAAUACAGGAAAUAUUCAAGCGAAUAUCUGAACAGUUCACCGUUAUGUUCCGGCGUAAGGCGUUCCUCCACUGGUAUACAGGAGAGGGCAUGGAUGAGAUGGAGUUUACGGAGGCUGAGAGCAAUAUGAAUGACCUGGUCUCCGAGUAUCAACAGUAUGAGGAGGUUGGCGUUGAUGAUGCAGAAUUUGAUGAACAAGAAGAAAUGGCGCCUGAAGAAGAAUAUCCUGAAGAAUAA